Molecule: messenger RNA, 2512 nt
Organism: Aphanomyces astaci
Lineage: Eukaryota; Oomycota; Saprolegniomycetes; Saprolegniales; Verrucalvaceae
Exons: 5
Coding region: 103-2472 (789 amino acids)
Molecular function (GO): metal ion binding
Source: RefSeq, a predicted model, not a curated record
CCGGACACCAUUUUCGUCCGCGUUGUGUAAAACUUCCCUCGACGUGACCAUCCCGCCGACGGUGAGUCCCCUUAGUCGACGACCGAGGAAGUGCUCAGCUUGAUGCGGAAAGCCCCUUUGCCCGACACAAUCCAGUCCAUGGUGAAGCAGCGCAAGUCCACAGCUACGGCGUUGGUUGAUGAAAAGGACGACGGCUCGCCAACAGUACCGCCGCCGCCAAAGUCUGGCCUGUUCAAGUCCAAGAUUCGCCUACCCUUCCAACGCGAUCGGAUCGACAGCACCUUGUCUGAGGCGCGAGUUUCAGAUGUGAGUGACGAUGCGUCGGACGAGAAAGACAAGUCACCGACACCUGUCCCAGGCAAGAAAACCCCCCCAAAGCCCACUGGCACCAGCGAAUGCCACAUGUGUCGCACGCAUCUGGGCCUUCGUCGGUACAAGCACCACUGCCGAAAUUGCGGCAAUUCCGUGUGCAGCUCCCACAGCAAGAACCAGCUGCCGUUGCCGCAGUUUGGCAUUUUACGCGCCGUGCGCGUGUGCGAUCGAUGCACCAAGGACGUGUUGCAGCAGCGCGUAGGCAUCAAGCGCGGUACGUCGUUGUUCCAGGAGAGCGCAUCCGUCACGAACGACUCGUCCAUCGGCGGGGUGCUGUACAGCGGCAUGGUCGAGGAGCAGGACGCGACCAUGGACAGCGUGCUGUACCUUGGGUCGUUGAAGAUGACGGGGCGGUCGCUCGCCAGUCGCAACAUGAACUUGAACGUGGCCAUCUGGAAAGACCGCAUGCUCGUGAUCACCCCCGCCGAGAUUCUGUGCUUCAAGCAUUACGCCGACUCGGGCCUCGGCGAAGUGCGCACCACCGUGCAUAUGACCGACAUCCUCCACGUGUACAUCAACGACAAGUACCCGACGAUCCUCACGACUGUACGCGCCGACGGCCGAAUCUUUCGCAUCCGCGCCAAGGACAAGGACCAGUGCCACGCCAUCCACGACAUCCUCACGCGCACGAUGCAGCUGUUUCAGGACGCGCUGUACAAACUGCAGCGCGGCGUGCGGCCAGAGGACUUCUCCGUUACAUCGGUCACGUCCCAGCACGCGUCGUCGUUGCCGGAGACAGUGGUCAUGGCGUUCCCCCAGCUGGGCGACGUCAUGGCAGUCCACGUGUUCCCAUCCACACUCGUCCGCGUGUAUGUGGCGGGUCCGAUCGCGUCGGGGGUUGCCGUCUACACGUACGACAUGCUCACCCAAAACGCGUUUCACCAGCCGCUCAACGCGCAAGAUAUUGUGCGGCAGUACUGCGAGAUGCCGCACUCGGUGGAGGACCCCCACGGCCUUGAAGUGCACGUCACCUCUGGCGACUCGUCUUCGCACAACAAGUUCAACACGAAAGACUGGGCGAGGCUGGUCGUGGUGGCGGCCGUCGGGGCUUUGGGCUGGCUGUAUCUUCUGCCAGGGAUCUUCAUCCUGGGGCUCGUGGUGGCGGCGGCAGUUGCCGUCUUCUGGGUUCCGUCUGAUAUGAGGGGCCAUUUGGGGGUGAUGUGGGCGACGCGGCGCUGGCAGACGGCAACACUGCGAAUCAUCAGUUGCAAGCAAGUGUCGGUCGGGCUCAAGUGCGGCGGCGGCGGCAGCGGCGGCUCGGACGAGGACACGCCCGACAACGACGUGUACCGGCGGUUCGUGGAAGGCGCGUCCGGCGACGUCGAGUUGGCCAAGCGCAAGUACUUUUUCAUGAUGAGUUGGCGCAAGACGGAAGAUAUUGACAACAUCCUCGCCAAGCCCCACGACAACUUUGCUGCGUUUAAAGAGUGCAUGGUGAGCUACAUCCACAAGCGAGACAAGUGCGGGCGCAUGGUGCUCGUGGACAAGUCGGGCGUGAUGAAGAAGAGCAUGCAGGCGCUGCUCGCGCGCGGCCUGACCGUGGACGACGCAUGCUACCACACGGCGUUCAUCAUGGAGUACCAGUGGAAGGUGCUGGACCCGCGGCCAUACCCCGACGGCCAGAUGCUCCGUAUCAUCGACCUCAAGGGCAUCUCCAUGGACGCCAUGAGCAGCGAAGUGUUUGGGUUUGUCAAGAAGCUCGGGUUCAUCGUUGGCCACUACAACGCCGAGCGCAUCUACAAAGUGAUCAUUGUGAACCCCCCCGCGUGGUUCAACAUGAUUUGGAAGGUCGUGGCGCCCAUGAUCAACCCCAAGACCCGCGACAAGACGAUUGUCGUGCGCGGCGCGGCCGAGAUCACGAAAGCCCUGCUCGAGUUUAUCGACUUGGAGAAUAUUCCGCAAGAAUACGGCGGGACCUGCGCGUGCGAAGGCGGCGGGUGCAUGACCCAUUCCCCCGAAGAAAUCGAACUGCGCGCCUUUGUCACGAAGCUCAAUGAUCGCGAUGUCGCCGGUGCCCAGGAAUUGCUGCAGCAGAUUCGAGACCGACCCCAUGCGUUGUCUAGCGUACAGGAGGACCAACAGCUCGACCAGCAGUCAUAGAAAUCCCCCAUCAUCAUUUCCUCGUUGUGUUCAUUACGUU